Messenger RNA from Xenopus laevis (African clawed frog), 1450 nucleotides. It is a transcript of the gene mrps31.L, whose product is annotated as mitochondrial ribosomal protein S31 L homeolog. Gene Ontology annotation, molecular function: structural constituent of ribosome. The record is from RefSeq and is a predicted model, not a curated record. Gene Ontology annotation, cellular component: mitochondrial small ribosomal subunit; mitochondrion. Lineage: Eukaryota; Metazoa; Chordata; Amphibia; Anura; Pipidae. The transcript is spliced from 7 exons. The coding region runs from base 122 to 1258 and encodes 378 amino acids.
AGCUCUCGCACCGCUUGUUUCCGGCCGGACAAUUUCAGAGUGCACCAAACAUGUGUAACGGGAUAUAGUUCCCCUGUCAGGGUCACGCUGUUUCCUGGUGUGUUUAAGACAGGCACCAGGGAUGAUGUAUUGGAGACUCGUGCUGUCAGUGUUGGAAGGGGGAAGAAGAAGAAGCGUCAGAGGCUCGUGUGGCAGCAGGUAUUCAGAUCAUGUGCAAAGGUGGUUUGGCUCAUGUAGUGUACUCCAUUGUGAAAACCCCAAGAAUCCUCCUGAGGCUCCCAAUGCGACCGAACAGCAGAAUGAGACACCGGAAACACAGCCGGAGCCCAACAAGAAGGAGAACUUGCUAAAUGUCAUUGGAGGCAUGAAGGUUGAACUGAGCUCCAGAAGGAAAUUUCAGGCCAUGAAAACAAACAAAAGCAAAGAACACAGUGCAGAGAAUUUGGAAAGCGUGGAGAGUGCAAGCAGCAUGUUUCAGAGAGCUGCAGAAGAAGGUCACAUAGAAAACACAAAGCCACUGAGCCCAGAUUUGGUGGCGGCAGUCUCUGCGGUUGCUGAGUCCCUCCCAUCAAAUAAGAAGCAGAUUGAAUCGGAACUCCUAAAGCAACUGAGAAAGCAUGAGCAAGAAACUGAUGCACAAAAGAUAGGUGACAGCCUCAGCAACAUCAUCUCUGACAUGAAGGUCAAGAAGCACCCAGAUGUCCGAACAUCAUCUUGGCACUCCAACCAGAUUCGAUUCGAUGAGGAUGGGCGAGGGUACACCCAUGACAGGGGUGUUACACAGGAGCUAGCUGGUGUUAGAAGCAGGAGAGGACUGUACUCUGGAAGGCGGUUGAACAUAUUUCCUGUUUUUGCCGACCCUGAACAGCCAACUGGAACAGAACCAUAUCCUAGCCUGUGGGACGUGGAACUAGCUAAUCAAAUAGCCUCUGCUACUGAGCAGCCACCGAGGAAUGGGUUUGAGGAAAUGAUUCAGUGGACCAAGGAAGGGAAACUGUGGACAUUCCCGAUUGACAAUGAAGCUGGGCUUGAUGAGGAGCAGAAGGUAGAGUUUCAUGAACACAUAUUCCUUGACAAGUACUUGGAAGACUUCCCAAAACAAGGAGCCAUUAGACAUUUUAUAGAGCUUGUUGUCUGCGGCCUUUCCAAGAACCCUUACCUAUGUGUCAAACAGAAGCGGGAACACAUUGAGUGGUACCGGGAUUAUUUUAAGCAAAAAGAGGACCUUCUAAAAGAGUGCGAAGUGUACCUCAACUAAAGAACAUUUGGAACGUUGCAGUACCCCAAGACAUUGGCUCAUUAAGGAUACCACUUCUAGCUGUGGUGCAGACUUCAAUAAUCAAACAGAAGGUACCAAAAUACUUCAGCAAAAUACAAUGUUUUACUAUUCACUUCUUAAUAAAAUAAGUCUCACUUGGCUAUUAAUAAAAUAUUCACAGCUUUCUUGUAA